This is a messenger RNA of Paecilomyces variotii, 1170 nucleotides long. RefSeq names its product 26S proteasome subunit P45 family protein. Lineage: Eukaryota; Fungi; Ascomycota; Eurotiomycetes; Eurotiales; Thermoascaceae. Gene Ontology annotation, biological process: proteasome-mediated ubiquitin-dependent protein catabolic process. Gene Ontology annotation, cellular component: proteasome regulatory particle, base subcomplex. Gene Ontology annotation, molecular function: ATP hydrolysis activity; proteasome-activating activity; ATP binding. The transcript has 3 exons. The record is from RefSeq and is a predicted model, not a curated record. The coding region runs from base 1 to 1170 and encodes 389 amino acids.
AUGGCUCUCGACAACUACUAUCGCAACAAGAUUGAGGGCCUCAAGCUCGAGAUUAUUCAGGGACAGGCGGUUCUACGACGAUUAGAGGCGCAGCGAAAUGACUACAACUCGAGAGUGCGCCUGCUACGAGAAGAACUGGGCCUACUCCAGCAACCCGGUUCCUAUGUCGGCGAAGUGGUCAAGGUCAUGAGCACCAAGAAGGUGCUGGUGAAGGUACACCCGGAGGGCAAAUAUGUGGUCGAUAUCGCGGACGGCGUUGAUAUCGCGAAACUGACAGUCGGAAAGCGAGUGUCACUGCUGUCGGAUUCAUACAAACUGGAGAAGAUGCUACCUUCCUCAGUGGAUCCUCUGGUCUCUCUGAUGAUGGUGGAGAAGGUGCCCGACAGUACAUACGACAUGAUCGGAGGUCUAGAUCAGCAGAUCAAGGAGAUCAAAGAGGUCAUCGAACUGGGUCUGAAGCACCCGGAACUGUUCGAGUCACUUGGUAUCGCACAGCCCAAGGGUGUGCUGCUCUAUGGUCCGCCCGGAACGGGUAAGACCCUCCUGGCUCGAGCUGUCGCCCACCACACAGACUGCAAGUUCAUCAGAGUGAGUGGAUCGGAGCUGGUGCAGAAGUACAUUGGUGAAGGUAGUCGAAUGGUGCGCGAGCUGUUCGUGAUGGCGCGAGAGCAUGCGCCCAGUAUCAUCUUCAUGGACGAGAUCGACAGUAUCGGUUCGAGCCGUGUGGAAGGUAGCAGCGGAGGUGACUCGGAGGUGCAGCGUACUAUGUUGGAGCUGCUGAACCAGCUCGACGGAUUUGAACCUACCAAGAAUAUCAAGGUCAUCAUGGCCACCAACCGACUCGAUAUUCUCGACCCAGCCCUCUUGCGACCGGGACGUAUCGACCGAAAGAUUGAAUUCCCCCCGCCAACGGUGGAGGCUCGUGCGGACAUUCUGCGUAUUCACUCGCGGUCGAUGAACCUCACUCGAGGUAUCAACCUGUCCAAGAUCGCAGAGAAGAUGAACGGCUGUUCAGGCGCUGAGCUUAAGGGUGUGUGCACUGAGGCAGGUAUGUAUGCGCUGCGUGAGCGGCGUGUACACGUGACGCAAGAGGACUUCGAGCUGGCGACAGCUAAGAUUCUCAACAAGCAUGACGACAAGGAGGUUUCUCUGGGCAAGCUCUGGAAGUAA